AUGUCGAAAAGUCCGCCGCUGAGGCACCUCAAGAGCUUUGGAAGCGGCUUGCUGGCACAGCAUGGCUCAGGUCGCAAAGCGGCCAAAGACCCAACAAAGUUCGCAGAGGCAGAGCAGCGUCUGGCCGAUCUUCGGCAGCGAACUGCUUUCGGUGGACUCACUGCUGAAUCGGAGUCUGAAGAGGACGAAGAGGAUGAAGAAGAGGAGAAGGCGCCGUCGGUGAAGUCUAUACUUGCGGAGGUGGAAAGUGCCAUGAAAACCUUCAAGCAGUCCCGUACUGUGCAGGAACAUGGCUGCGCUAUCAUUCGGAAUCUGGCUUGCUCUUCCGAAUGGUUUGAGCUCAUUGAGAAGGUCGACGGCGUGGACUUGAUACUAUUGGCCCUACAAAGAUUCAAGCUGUCCUCUCUGGUUCAGGAGCAGGGCUUGGGUGCGCUGAGCAAUCUUGCAUGCAAAGUUUCGCUGAGAGAGAGGCUGACUCAGGCUGAUGCACUGCACCUGGUGCUGAUUGCGCUUCAGGAACAUCCUGACAAAGCUCACACCUGUGCUCAAGCAUGUUCAGCACUUUGGAAUCUGGUGGCCGACCACAAGCAAAAUCAGGCCACGGUGCAUGGCCUUGGCAUCACAAAGCUGGUCUGCGAGGCAAUGAACACGCAUGUGGAGAGCGACGAGGUGUUGGAAGGUGCCUUCGGUGCCUUGAGCAACAUCACCGCUUUCAAUCAGGAGAACAAACAGGACAUCGUGGAUGCCGGUGGGGCAGCGAGCAUCUGCCGCGGAAUGCAGGAGCACCUCACAGUCACAGGGGUUCAACGGGCUGGAUGUGCGGCCCUCUGGGGCUUAACAGCACAUCAUCAUGAAGCGCAGUUGGCGGCUAUAGAGGCAAACGCACCAGCAAUUGUUUGUCAGGCGAUGCAGUCUGAAAUCAUGGAUCCUCGACUUCAAGAAAACGGCUGUGGAGCCCUACGGAAUCUGUGCGCCGACAACGACGAUUUUAAGAUCCGCGCAGUCGCAGCCGGUGGAGCAGAGCGUGUUUGCAAUGCGCUGGCUCGGCACGAGGAUCUCCGAGUGCGGCGGCAAGCGUGCAGCGCUUUGAUGAACAUGUCAUCCGUGAGCCCGGAGCAUAUCGAGGACUGCCACGACGAGAUUCUGCAGGCGGAUGCCGUGAGCCGACUCUGCACUGCCAUCGAAGCCCACAAGAAGGAGCUCACAGUCGUGGAACCUGCUUGUGCGGCUCUUCGAAACGUAAUCGCCGGUGCGCAGGUUGGCGAAGCACGAGGUCUGACAUACAAGCAGAUCCUCGAUGAAGACUUGGUCAAGCGUCUGGUGCAGACUGUUUUCUUGAAUCUGGAUCACAACCUUGUGCAGCAUCAUUGCUUGGAAGCACUUCGUCAUGUGUGCAGCUGGGAGAAGGGGGCCCUUUUGUUGGAGCGCAACCGGGGAGCGCAGGCCGUGAAGCGAUCCUUGGAACGCGACGAGCAAAGGAAGGUCCACGACCCCGUCAUACGGGAGCGAGGCUGCAACAUCUUGAAGGGCCUGGCCUUAGGCACAGCCACAGGGUCACAGAACAUCCUCGAAGAUGACCGGCCUGAUGGGUUGAAGCGCAUCAAACAUGCGAUGGAGAGCUUCCGGAGCCUGAAGGAAGUGCAGACGUCUGCACUGGAGGCUCUGAUGGCACUGGCCAAAGGCUGGCCCAAAGAAGGAGCUCAGAGGAUCAAGGCUGUUGGAUGUUUCAAGGACAUUCUGGCCGCAAUGUCAAAUCACUCGCAGGACUUAUCACUGCUUGUCAGUGCUUGUGGCGUCAUUCGCCAGCUCGCUGUCAAUGGCAUCUUGAUCGAGGAAGCAAGGCCAGUUCUGGAAAGGUACAUCAGACAAUUUCAGGAGGAGGUGCGCGUGCUCGUGCCGGCGAUGCACUCGCUAGCUGAGAUGGUGAGCCUCAUGGAGCCCACAGAUGCAGACAAAAGCUUUGCACACGACGUGUCGAAUUCUCUGGUCGCGCACAAGCGGAAAGCACACGUGCAGGCGGCUGGCCUCAGCAUACUUCGUGGUUGGGCUACCGUCGGUGGCAUCGGGCUCCUCGCGGCCACCGAGGCCAGAAGUGUGGAGCGAGCACGUGUGGCCAUGCUUGAGCACAAAGAAGACGAGGCCGUGCAGGGAAUAGCUUGCGAGGUCCUCCGCCGCGUGGCGGCCUCCAGCACGCACAUGCGCGACAACAUCAUCGAAGCUGGGCUGUAUUCUUUGAUAGUGUCAGCGCAGGAGACGUGUCGGGCCAGCCCACAGGUCUGUCGGCAAAGCCUACAAGCGGCAGGCACAUUGCUGGGCUUCAUGGCCGGGAAGGGCCAAGGACGGCAGGAGGAACGAAUGAGGAUGAUGAUGCAAAGUGCUGCCAAAGCCAAGGCAGCUGCCGGAACACCGCAGCGCAGCGGAGCCAUAGCCUUUGGGAAGUUGGUCAAAGAGACCGACAUGUCCCAGUUUGCCACCAAUGUACAAGAGCUGCUGGUCCUGCACAAGUCGAGUUCUCUGUUUGUGCAGGAUGCCUGUCAUGUGCUGCAGAGCCUCGCUGAGUCAUCCGACGAAGGCUGCAAGGCUGUCCAGUCUAUCGGGGUGCUCCCAACGAUUUUGGCAGUGCUCAAACAGCACCGACGCAGCGAGGCGGCGAACUUCUUUGCGCUGAGGGUCAUCUGGAGCCUUUUGACAAACACCACCUUGAUUCGUCACGCCAUUGAGGCAGGCCUGAUUGAGCUGGUCUUAUCGUGUCUGACUCGCUUUCACGGGUGUCCAGCUGUACAGAGUGCGGCUCUUUUGCUUGUGAGUCGUACAUCCCUCCAAAACCAGGACGCCAAGGCCAUGUACAUACAGGCAAACAUCAUCCCGCUCAUGCGGCGACUGCUGGAAGAAGAUGACGAAUUUUUGCGAGGGCGAUGUCUCGGCGCACUUGCGAAUCUGGCGAGCAACAACUCUAAAGCGGUUGAAAGGAUGCCGGACAUGGAGGAGGCGGUCGUGGAAAUGCUAUGCCAGCACGACUCUGAACAGCUGCAAUGCCGCUGUCUGCAGCUCUUGUGGGCACUUCUUCGUGCUGCCAGAAGCAAGAGGCAGAAGCCACAGGUAUUUUGCAGUUCUCGGCUGCUGGAUGCAGUCCUCGAUGCCCUGGCCAAGCAUUCCAAGAGUGAGAACUUGCAGGUCCAAGGCAUGGGCUUCUUGUGGAACUUGACUGCGCUUGGGCAAGAGCAGAAGCGCUGGGUUCUUGAGCACAGUGGUCUUCGACUUGCCGUGGUUGCCCUGGAAACCCACGCAGACAGCCGCCCCGUCCAGCAUCAUGGGUUGGAGCUUUUGCGGAGCCUUUGCUGUCUCGGACCCGAGGCACGGAAGCAGGUUCAGAACGCAAGAGCUGUGGACUUUGCAAAGACUGCACUUGUGAUGAGAGGUGACCCUCGGAUUCUUUGUGCGGCUACCGCCUUAUUGGGAAAUCUUGCCUGUGGGGAUCCUGCUGUGAAGCGCCAGCUCUUCGAUCAGGACAUACCGAGAGAGAUACUGUCUGGCAUGGAAGACUAUGCACGUGAUGUUGGCGUGCAAGUUGUCGGGGCAUGGGCAUUGGGGAAUUUCGUAGGAGUCAGUCGCAAGCGUGCUCGGCAGCUUUACGAGCUUGGAGGGAAAGACCGCGUUUUUUUGGCCAUGUCUGAGUACCCGCUGAAUGACAGCAUGAAGAUGUAUGGAACAGCAGUAAUUCGUAGGUUGGAGUUGGUACAGGAUCUGACACUGAGUGCCGACAAAAUGGACGAGGAUGACGAAGAGGAUGCGAAGGCAGAUGAAAUCACCGAAGGCAAAAGUUUUGCAGAACUGGACAAAGAGGAGCCAGAGGAUGCGGGCUCUGCGAGUGAGUCUUCCUCCGAAGAUCCAGAGCUCCGGGCGAAGAUUCAAGCGUUGGCCAAGCAGACGCAAGGGCAAAGCGAUGUUCGAGGUGGGGUGAAACUCGGAGACGACGGAGAUUGA
Symbiodinium sp. CCMP2592 is the source of this 3984-nucleotide messenger RNA. The record is from the annotation of a GenBank genome assembly. Lineage: Eukaryota; Dinophyceae; Suessiales; Symbiodiniaceae.